This is a messenger RNA of Vidua macroura (Pin-tailed whydah), 478 nucleotides long. Its product is annotated as diacylglycerol O-acyltransferase 2-like. NCBI's taxonomy places the organism in Eukaryota, Metazoa, Chordata, Aves, Passeriformes, Viduidae. The record is from RefSeq and is a predicted model, not a curated record. Gene Ontology annotation, biological process: triglyceride biosynthetic process. Gene Ontology annotation, molecular function: diacylglycerol O-acyltransferase activity. Gene Ontology annotation, cellular component: endoplasmic reticulum membrane.
AUGGCGGGGACUUUUGGUUCCGUGCUGCAAGCGCUGUGCGUGAUGCAGUGGAUGCUGACCUUCCUCUUCCUCGGGCCGGGCUCGGUGCUGGCGCUGCUGCUGCUGCUGAGGACGCGGCUCUGGAUCGUCCCCGUCACCUACGCGGGGUGGUGGCUCUGGGACUGGCACGGGCCCGAGCGGGGGCCCCGGCACUGGGACUGGCUGCGGAACUGGCGCCUCUGGGACCAUUUCUGUGACUACUUCCCCAUCACGGUGAUCCGCGAGUGUCCCCUCCCCCCCCGGCGCAGUUACGUCCUCCCCGCCCACCCCCACGGCAUCUCCUGCAUCGGCGUCUUCGGGGCCUUCGUCACCGGGGCCCGCGGGGCCGCGGGGCGCCGCCCCCAAAGCCCCGCCCCUGCCCCGGGGCUGCGCCCCAGCCUGGCCGCGCUGGAGGGGCUGUUCCGGCUGCCGAUCUACCGGGAGUACGCCAUGGCCGCCG